UCGUAACAAUUCUGUUUUAUCGGCAGAAAUUGUCUAGCGUACUUCAUGUACAGUAUAUACACACAUCCACAGUAGUAAGCAAAAAUCAACACCUUUGUACUGACCAAAACCUAACUUAUUUUUGCACUAGCCUUCGAAAAAACGUGCGAUUCGUACCAUCUACGCAAACACCUUUGUUGUACUCACAAAUUCCGCUUGCGCUUCGUUUUGUUUUGUAAUAAAAGUGUUGUUUUAUUCCCAAGCACCUUGGAGAUUGUGCGAUACGUCAGGGCGGUACAAUUCCCGUUCCAUCGCUGUUAUCGCCAUUUUGUGCUACUCAUGACCAUGACGAUCUGAUUCACCAAUGGGAAAACUCGUACUCGGAUUACUCGUAACAGCGCUGAUUAAGUAUUUGUCCGUGGAGAGCUCCAUACUCAAUUUCUGUUGGCCUUAUAAAGAUGUCACGGUGCCGCGUCCCGAUGGUUCAGGCAGCAGCUCUGCCAAGCAGUUACUCGGAAAGGGAACCUGUUAUCAGAGCGCUGAUGAAGCGGCGUGCAAAGCCAAGAACUAUUCGGUAUCGUGGAGUAAUUUGGCGUGCGAUACGUGUAAUAAGGAUAGCGAAUUUUGCUGUUGGAGCCCCACGCCACCGUCUGAUAUGCCAGAUCCGCCCAAGACCUGCCCGGUGGCGCACAAAAUUCCCUACGUCAUUGACGCUCUUUCGUCCACUUGCGGGAAGGCCCCACUGAAUCCCAAAGCACCGAAAUACUGCUACAUGGCACAGAUCGGUUUCUUAGGACGCUACGCCAACGGUAGCGACAACUGGAUCGAACUGGGCAACGCUCCCCAACCACGCAAUCAAUCACACGUCGGCGUGAUCGUAUCCGACCGGCUGGUUCUCAGCACCAGUGCCAGCGGAACUGACACAGCUGCCGGAAUUUGGGAAAUGUACGGCGCAAUCGCGGGCACUGACACCCGCCUGGCCGUGAAAAUUAACGGUAAGCAUUUCCCCGUGAAAGACAUCCACAUCCAGGCCGCCACCGGACCUAACCGACAAAGCCGCCUAUUCGUUCUGGAACUAUACGAUAAGAUCGACUUGAUCAGCGACGCGUGCCCGGUGUGUUUCGGCAACAUGACCGGCGUCAUUCCCAUGUCCAACCGUCCGUACUACGAAUUCGGGGCCCACAAGGCGACAUACCACGGGAAAUGCGAGCUGGUCGGCCGGAAACCGGAGUUGUGGCAUGCCCCGUUCACGUACCAUGACUGCGAUAAGGAUUUCUACGGGAUUGAUAGCGCCGUGUGGAAUCUGCAUACAUGUAUCAGUGAGCUGAAGAAUCCGGCGUACGGCACGGCGCCGUAUAGCGAUGAAGCCAAUAAGGUCACGCUGAGCUCCAUGGAGUUUUGUACAGGCGAUCCGGAAUGGAAUUACUGCAUGUGGGAUUUGGGAUCCGCGCUUGUAUGCCACGAUACACCGACGUCCAAACCAAGACUCGUGGGACUGCAGUUUAGCAGCCAAUGCGGAUUUAACUACCAGUUCGGAGCGCUGAUGGAGGAUGUCAUUGAUCUGGACUGGCUCAACGAAAUCUUGCCGAAGCCGACCGUGGAACCCACGACCGUAACGCCACCUGGAGACCAAUCCAGCACGAGUUCUAUAUUGGGCGGCGGUUCGGAUGCUACCAAAGGACCGCUGCCUCCCGGACCUCCAACACCGCCACCAAAACCCAAAUGCGAACUGGUGGUCCAGAAUAAGUACUCCCAGGAGAUACCCGACCGCGGCGUCGUUACCAUUACCAUUCCAACCCGAACCGGUCCCACAGUGGACUCUGUCUUGGCGGUGUGGAUGCAGAAAUCGGGAUCUAUUCGGGGUCCGCUGCCGCCCAGCGACGCCACCCUGUGCCAGAACUACGCAUUCACUAUUACACGGAUGGAUAGUAAGCAAAAGUGCGGGAUCGAGGAUGUGAUACGGCACAGUGCGAUCCUGGAUGUCUUUGGCACGAAGCCCUCGUCCGACGCGUGUACGGUGCAGUGUUAUAACGGCACGCAGGAGAGUUGUGGACCCUUCAAGUACUGGCUGGAAGCGCGACCAACACCGGCUGAUGCGGCACGGGAACCAGACGUCUAUGUACCGGCUUCCAUGAUUUACUGGGCGCGGAUCGAUUAUACACCACCAGGACCCUUACCGCAACCGCCGGAUUCGCGAAAAUGCGUCAUCGCGUUGGCGGAGUUAAAUCAACGCGGCCGACUAUCGGAAGGCGAAACAAUAACGGUCACCAUUCCAAAAACCGGCCCAUUGAACAACACAUUGCUCGUAGCUUGGAUGGAACGCGCGGGGAGCGAUAGGGAAUUGUGCGACCAUUAUAACUUUAACAACCGUUUCCUGCGCCUGGUUAAACGUGCUGCGAAGGAUUCGUGCGUAGUGGAGAGCCGAGUGGACUACACACCCCACGGUGCCGUUUUCAACCUCAACGUCCAACCGGGAGCGUGUGCGCAGCGAUGCUAUGAAGAGGGAGCGUGCGGACCCUAUGAGUUCACCAUGGAAGCCACACCCCCCGUGGCAGAAAGCACCGCCUUCCCGCUGGAGUUUGUCCGUGAUGCGCGGCAGUAUUUCGUCAAGUUUGAGAGAACGUUGUCAGCGCCAUCAUCAACCUCUUCACUGUCACCAACGACCACGUCGUUAUCCCAAACUGUUUCGACCAUAGAUGCUCACCCGAGCAAACCGACUGCCGCGCCACCUGGUACAAGCAGUGCCAAGCCCUCUGCAACAACGUCCACUGGCGGCUCAACGAUCUCUACCCCAUCACCGCUUAAACGAAAAUGCGAAUUAGUAGCCGUGAAUAAAUUCUCGGCGCACGUCCCCCACCGCGGUGUGAUCACGGUUACCGUCCCGCAGAACGGUCCCGUACAGGACACCAUCCUGACCGCCUGGAUGCAGAAAUCCGGAUCUGUCCGCGGUCUCACGCCACCCGCUGCCGACGAUCUGUGCGGGAACUACACUUUCACCUUGGUUCCGAUGACCGACGGCCAGUCGUGUAGUAUGGAGGAAGUUCUGGAGCAAAGCGAUAUAUCCACGACCUUUGGAACAAUUCCACUGAGAGGGGACGCUUGCACCAGCAAAUGCUACUACGCCGACCCCGGACUUUCGGGGAUGGAACCGCGGGAUGCCGGGGAAGCCUGUGGACCGCUGAAGUACUGGUUAGAAGCGCAGCCGGCGGCGUGGGAUGCGGCACGGGAGCCGGAUGUCUACGUUACGACCGGGAUGUUGUACUGGGUACGGAUUGAUUACAAGCCGACCAAACCAUGGCCGAACGUACCGAAGCAUCCUCCAUGCGUCCUCGGUAUGACUGAUAAUCAGAACGUCAAUCUACCGGAGAACGGUAACGUUACCAUCAAGAUCCCGAAAACCGGGCCGUUGAAUGAGACAUUAGUCUGGGCGUGGAUGGAGCGGGAUCUUGGCAGCAGUGAUGGAAAGAAGGAUUACUGUACCAAUUACAAUUUUAACAACCGAUUCCUGCGACGGAUGCGAGACACAAGCGAAACCUGUGUCAUGGAGGCACGACAGUAUUACACCGACGAAGCGGUACAUUUCCAUGUCAACAUCGAGGCGGGAUCGUGCGCGCAACGCUGCUAUGAGCAAGGAGAGUGCGGACCAUACGAGUUGGCCAUGGAAGCCGUGCCGCCCAUGGCGCAUAAUCACAUCACACCCGGACAAUUUGUCCGCGACGAGCGGAGAUAUUUCGUGAAGUUCGAUCCUGAAAAGCGAGAUUUCCUGACCACUUCCGCUACACCGUCCACACUGACUCCGAGCAGAGACAAAUGCCGUAUGGUCGUAGAGCAAGGUUUCGAUCAGACCGUUAUCAACCCCAAAGAUCCCAUCGUGAUCCUGCUGGAUGCCGGCUGGGACGGGGAAGAAGUGGUCGCCACAAUGUUGACUGCGGACCGAGUGGUCUGUCCUAACUACAAGUACAGCUCGACCGCGACGAACACCGUCACCAAUCAGCUGCCCACGUGCGAACCGGCGGAUCAGGAAGCCAAUACGGCGCAGCGGGACGGAAUGAUGCUGGUGAUGCACAUGAAUAAACCCCUGACCUGUGCGCAGCGGUGUUUGAAAGGGGAAGCGGCGGGAUGUGGGCCGUUUGCCUUCAACUUGCUGGCCACACCGGAUAAAGUGACGACCAACCGCGGUGUUGGAAGCGAAACGAUUACGAUCGUAUACAAAGUUCGGCAACCGACGACGAGUUCCACGGCUACGACGACAACUACUCGACUGCCUGCGACAACAACAACAUCAACAACAACAACAACCACAUCCACCACAUCGUUACCGGCAACAAGCGCAUCGACAACCAAACUGACCACAACCGCUCUGUCCACAACAACCGCCGGAAACAGAUGCAAAAUGUUGCUGGAACUAGGCGCUUUUGACCAGACACCCAUCGACCCUGGCGAGCCCCUCAUCCUCCCGCUGACGGCAGAUCUGGAAUCCGAAACAUUUUACGCGACCAUGACUAUGAACAAUCAGGUCUGUCGCAAGUACGAUUACGCCAUCACCGACACGCGCUACUCUAGUCAGCAGCCGGCGUCCUGUGAAGCCAUGUAUCCGUUCCUCAGCACAUCGGUGCAGGACGGAUUAUCGGCGUACAUCGGGGAUGAUGCGCCGACGUCCUGCGCACGCAAGUGUUUUAACGGCGUGACCAGUGCGUGCGGUCCUUUGCUGGUGACAAUCAUGGCGACGCCCGAUCAAGUGACGCCAUCGCGUCCCGUCGAAAAGCAAACCGUUACGAUCAUCUUCCAACUUCCGACGACAACGGGACCUACCACGACCACGAUGUUAACUACCACCACAACUGCCACAACAAGCACGGGCAGAACGACGAGUGAAACCACGUCGGCUUCGACCGCGACGCCAUCAACAAGCCAGAGCACAGUAAGUUCAAGUAGCUUUGGGCCAACAGCGCUGCCACCCGGUCCCGAAACACCGACGGUACCAACUGGGUCCAGUACGGGCGCAACGGUAACUCCCUCGACUGCGAGUGCCGCCACUUCGUCACCGGUUCCCAGUAGCACGGCUUCCCCGACCACAUCAACACCGGUACCCACGCCGUCCAGCGCAAAGCCGACCACGGUGACGGUGUUACCGUCAACGGAGAGCACUACCACCCCAACGCCGACUACCGAUAGCACGACCACAUCGACGUCACCGACCACGUCUGCAAGUGCCGCUACAACGUCACAAACGACUAGCAGUAGCAGUACGACACCAACCACUACAAGUACCACCACUAUGAUGCCAACGACUGCAAGUACCACAACUACAACACCCACAACGACAAGUGCCACCACCACAACCCCGACGACUACCAGCACCACCACUACGACACCAACUACUACAAGUACCACAACUACGACACCCACAACGACAAGUACCACAACGACAAGUACCACAACGCCAACGACUACCAGUACCACAACGCCUACCAGUACCACCACUACGAUACCAUCGACUACAAGUAGCAACAUGACGGCGACCCCGACUACGAGUUCCACUACUGCGACACCAAGUACUACCAGUACCACUACUACAACUUCAACUACGUUGUCAACCGGUACCACACCAGCACUGACGCCACCGACUGAGACGGCCACCACAUCAACCUCCACCACUGCGUCACCAUCGCCGUCUCGGUCGACCACCACCACUCCGGCCGUAUCAUCCAGCUCCGAAAGCACUCCCGGUCCCGUGCCACCAAAUCCACCGUCCACACCUUCCCGCGGACCGGACACUACGCCAACGGGAUCAUCGGUAACGUCCACAAGUCCGGUGCCAAGUUCCACAUCGAGCGCCACAACGUCCAGUUCGGUUCCGGUCCCACCCGGUCCCGGUUCUUCGACCAGCAUUGCGCCAGCACCGUCCACGGUGUCGCCAUUGACCUCCGGAUCAACGAGCACGACAGGCCCGGUGCCAUCUGGAUCGCCGAGUGGGGGAACGAGUGCUGCUCCCUACACCACGAAGGAUCCAAUGUCAUGCGAAGUGUCUAUGGACGCCGUUGGUAAUAGUGCAAAGGACGGCAUGAUGUUCGUCGACAUCCAGCCAACCGGUCCGCAGGAAAACGGUUUACCGUUGGCAUUAUGGUCAAUGCGACGCCAUGGUUCCAGGCGAAUUUGCUCUGGGUAUCGGUUCCAGCUGUUAAGCGACAUCUCCACCACCGGCUGCGAGCUGGGCACCAUGAUGGAGGGUUCGCCGUUCUUCGAGCAGGGCUGGAUGAUCAGCAAAUCCCUCAUAUCCAGCAGCAACUGCGCGCUGCGCUGUUUCCGGGGUGAACGACAGCAUUGUGGCCCGCUGGUGUAUCCCGUCGGAAUAACGCCGCCGUUUGCUGCUCCGUUAAUCCGCAGAUUUCUUAACGUGACCUAUCGCCCACCGUCACCGGAUGCGCCAGUCAUUGCCAACCUUUCAGACUGCCGAUAUUUCGUUGUCAGCCCGUUAGGCGAAAAUCUAAAUUCCACCACCAGUACAACAGUGAAUUUUGCUGUGCCCCUGCCAGCGGAUGGACUGGGUUCCGGGUUAACGCUCUUCACCGCCGCUAUGAAGAAGACCGUCGAGGGGCCGUUCUGUCUGGACUACACGUACAGCCAGACCAGCGUCUCCACCAGCAACGGCUGUUCGCUGGGCCAACUGAGACCGAUCGGCUACUGGCCGGGCGUACAGUUCGCCGCGGAUACGCAGUCGACGUGCGCUGUACAGUGCUACAACGGGAUCACCGCCAGCUGUGGUCCCCAUAUCGUCACCAUAGUGGCACGCCCCAAUCCCGGUACUAUCAACGGAUUGGAGAGCUGGUCAACGAUUACGAUGACGUUUACCCCUCCCGAAGUGACGACUGGUACCACCACGACCACAGUAGCAACGACUUCAACGACGAUGUCCCCUGCGACUACAAGUACCUCUACCACGACGCCAGCGACUACCAGUACCACUGCUCUUAUAGCGUCCACAACGUGGCCAGCUCCAUCCAGCACUACCGGCACCACGAGUGCUGUUUCCACAACCACGAUUGACCCCAUGUCGUGCCAAGCGUCCAUGGAUCGCCUUGGAAACGUUGUUAUAGACGGCAUAAUGGUAAUCGAUAUCCAGCCAACCGGUCCGCCAGAAAGCGGUAUACCGCUGGCAUUGUGGUCGAUGCGACGCUAUCGUUCCCAGCAACUUUGCUCGGGUUAUCGGUUUGAGCUGCUGAGCAGCAUUUCCAUCACCGGUUGCGAGCUGGGCACACUGAUGACGGGUUCGCCGUUCGUCGAGCAAGGCUGGGUCAGCAGCAAAUCGCUAAUGUCCAACGGCAACUGUGCGCUGCGCUGUUUCCGGGGCGAACGACAGCAUUGUGGCCCUUUCAUGUACCCUAUCGCAAUUACGCCGCCGGUUGUUGCUCCGCUGAUCCGAAGAUCGUUUAACGUGACCUAUCGUCCGCCGCCACCGGAUUCGCCGGCCAUUGCUGACCUCUCUGACUGCAUAUACUUCGUCGUACUGCCGUUAGGCGAACACCGAAAUGCCACCGGCCAUCCCACAGUGAGUUUCGAUGUCCCACUGCCAUCUGAAGGACUAGGUGCUGGGUUAACGCUCUUCACCGCCGCUGUGAAGAAGACCCCCAAGGGGCAGUACUGUUUGGACUACACGUACAGCUUGGUCAGCAUCGAGACCAACGAUGGGUGCUCGUUGGGCCAACUGAAGCCCAUCGGCUCCUGGCCAGGCGUACAGUUCACCGCGGAUACGCAGUCCACGUGCGCUGUACAGUGCUACUAUGGAGUCACCGCCAGCUGUGGUCCACAUGUGGUAACUGUCAUGGCGAUCCGCAAUCCGGAUACUAUCGGCGGAAUCGAGGGCACGGCAACGGUUACGAUAAUGUUCACCCCUCCCCCGGUGACGGUUAGCCCCAUUACCACGACGAUAGCAACAACUUCGACAAGUACUACAACUCCCGCGAGUACGACGACAACGACGCCCACGACUACGACAACGACAACUACGCCCACAACAACGACAACUACAACCGCGCCCACAACAACGACAACCACGCCCACAACAACGACAACUAUAACCACGCCCACAACAACGACAUCGACGCCUACGACAACAGCAACCACGCCCACAACAACGACAACCACGCCCACGACAACCACGACAACGACGACGAUGCCAACGACUACAACGACACCGGCGCGAGCUACAACACCCUAUCUUGGAGAAUGCGAAAUAACCGUUGACCCGUUUGGCGCGCCCAUGGGUCCGUCGUCGAAAGGGGCCGCCGUGCCGCUCAUCAAACCGACCAUUCCCCGCGAAGGAGCCGUUAAAGGGUUCGCGCUGUUCCAGAUUGUCAUGCGGCGUAACGGUCCUGGCAAGGAAUACUGCCCCGAAUAUGGUUAUUGGCCAAUUACAUGGACAUCCGCACCAUCCUGCUAUCCCGGCAACUUCCGGGCCCCAGCGGCUACCUGGGGCUUCGACGGAAUCGCCUUCACUAGCCGCACUUUGCUGCAAUCGCAAAAGCAAAAAAGCUGCGCGGAGGAAUGCUACGAUGGCAGAGACGCGUCGUGUCGCGGUAUCAGUUUUUUUAUUACGAUUACGGGAGGAACAGCCAAUGUCACUAAAGAAGUUCAGAUCGAGUUCAUUGAUCCCCCGCACUACACCCAACCGGACAAUUCUGGAUGUUUCCCACAGGCACCUCAUGUUGCCUUCUGGCACACCAGCUUCAACUCCGGCGAGUUCAUCAUUGUCAGCUACCCCGCUAAUACCAUCACGGUGCCGGUGUUCCACGUGGCGCUACGGAAAUCCUCCAAUGUCUUCUGCCGUGGUUACAACUUCACCGUUACCGUGACCUCUCCGGUGGUGUGUACUCUCGGCUCGCUGAUGAAUCUCAAUCCCGAACUCUCGUUGGAAGGCGCAACGUUCAUGCUGCAGAAAAUGUGCGCGGCGCCGGACUGCAGUAAUUUUUGUAUGCAACAGUGUGUCAACGGGAUCCAGGGUGCAUGUGGCAACCACACGGUGACGGUGACAGCCUACCCGCCUCCGGGAACCGGUGGACAAGGCGUUAUCUGGAAUGUUGUGUUGUACUUGAGUAAAACGCUGACCGGGUCCACCACGUCCGCGCUGCCCAUGUCGUCCACGAUGUCAUCCACAACGACAACGACAACGGUCGCAAAAACGACGACAGUGGAUCCUAAUAUUCCAACGGAAUACAUUGGCUGCGAGACAUAUCUGGAUCCUUUGGGAAAUAAUUACACCGCCACCAGUGACGUGGACGGGGCGUUAAUUAAUGGGAUGCUGAGCGUGGAAAUUCCGGCGAACAACCCCGGGGGACUCCCGCUAUUUGUCAUCUCCAUGCGGAAUGACCGGGGGAUUUGUCCGGGAUACCGCUUUCAGCAGGACCCAAACCCACCCAUCGGCUGCUUUAUGGGCUCACUGAUGGAAGGACUACCGUAUCCGGAGCAAGGCCGCAUGUGGACUAAUUCAUGGGGGGCCAUGGGCGGUUGUGCGCAGUCCUGCUACCAGAACGACACGAAAUACUGUGGCCCGCUCGCCGUGCCGAUCAACAUCACGCCACCCUAUAAAGCCCCGAAAAUCCGUCGGGUGAUCUCGGUAACAUUCCGGCCGAAACUGAUCGUGACACAAGGACUACCCGGCCUUCCAGCGGACAUAGCUGGAUGUCGGCUGGUAAUCGCCGAAGGUCCCAAGACAAUCGUCACCAGUACUACGCCUUUAACGCUUGACAUCAUCGUCCCUCGCGAUCCCGGACCGGUCGACGUGUUCAUUUUCCAUGCCUUUAUGCGCCGCGGCCGAAAUGGCACGAUCUGUAAGGAGUAUGACUGGAGUGUGGAUGUCAAGACCAACGUCUCCUGCUAUGUGGGCGACAUGGUUUUAAUAUAUGCCUGGUAUGGCAUUAACUACCGCCCGGCGUCAUACACGGGGAUGGACUGUGUAACGCAGUGCCAACGGAACGUUCCCGGCGCUUGUGGACCGCAUAACGUGUGGGUCCAAGGGAAACCCGGUGCAGGAACGGUGUACGGGGAGACGGGCCGGCAGGUUGUCAUUAUUAACUACGUGCGCAACGGAACAGUCACUAGCGCUCGCCCAACGAUCACUACAACAACAACGACCCCAACAACCACAGCAACGACAAGAACAACAACAACAACGCGACCAGCCCCGGUUUAUAUCCCGACACCAGCGCCAUCGCCACCACAACCACCUCCGCCCCCGCCACCAGUAUGGACAGUCGCGCCAGUUCCCCCGCCACAACCAUGGCCACCUUAUCCUUAUCCACCCAGUCCGUCACCACCGGGACCGUCGCCACCCGGUGGAUUCGAUUACAGCAGCUGUCGCCUGAACUUUGAUGUCUUGGGCAAUCAGCUCACGAACUCGAACGGCUUCGAGAUGAUUAAUGCAUACAUUCCGCGGGAAGGACCGCCGGCGGUCGGUUUGCCGCUGUUUAGUGUGGCCAUGCGUUACGGUGUAUUCGAUCAGGCAAUCUGUCCGGGAUUCACCUUCACAUUCCAGCAGCGCCACAAUCGCAACCCCUGCUCGUUGAGCAACCUCUUCGAUGACCGGCGUCUGUAUGUUGGGAAAGCAUGGGUCACCACGCGUCCGCCACCCGAGAACCCCUCGCAGAACUGCGCCCAACUGUGCUACGACCGGACGCCGGCGGGCUUGUCGGGCUGCGGCGACCACGAUGUGGUCCUCACCAUCACGCCGCCGCCACAAUACCCCAGUCUAGCCGAAACCCGGAACUUCAAGGUGAUGUUGACCCCGCCUGCUCCAGCCGAUCGCCAUCCGAAAGCCGACUUGCGUGGCUGUGAGACAGUUGUGGAUCGUUUGGGCAAUGGAGCUACAGUGAAUCAAUCAUACCUCAGUUUUUACCAAAUUGCGGGACUAGUGGCAGCGGACGGGCUGGUCGUGGUUGAUCUUGUCUACAAUGCCCCGAAAAGUCCGCUGCUGCUUUUCAACGUCGCCAUGCAGAGAGGAAAAUAUGGAACCUACUGCAUGAACUACCAGUACACCCACAACAUCGUUUCCAACGGCGGCUGUUCCCUGGGUUAUGCGGUCAUCGGCUCCAACUGGUACCUCCCCGGCGUGCAUGUGCGCGGCGACAAUACCAACCCCAACGACUGUGCCACCCUGUGCAACAGCGGAAAUCAAGCCGCCUGUGGCCUGCACACUGUCUCGAUUACCGCUUAUCCCCCGGAUAAUGACAUCGGCGCUCUCAUUGUCACAAAACGUGUCGAUGUGAUAUUUAUCCGACCGGCGUCGGAACGAACGACACCACAACCGCCGCCUUGGCAGUAUCCCCAGACACCGGCGCCCUCGCCACCUGGAGGACAAGGAACAUGCGCCUGGUAUCCCUCAUUUGACGGUAACCUCUUCACGGUCAACGUUGUCCAAGGCCCGACUGACACCACGCUAUUCCGCACCGCCGUGUAUUACUUUGGACAAGUGUGCAGCGUCUAUCAGUACAAAAUCAUCCGUGCUGAUUGGUAUAAUCCCUCGAAUUUCCGGGGUCCGUUGCCAGCCGAAUGGGACUGUCUGCGGAUCCUACCGCAGAGCGAUGGAGCACAGGCGGUGAACAGUCUGUCCAAUGAUCCGUGCGCUCAACGCUGCUACCGGCAGCCGGAGUUCAACUGUCAGGUGUCAUUUAAAAUGGUGGCCUAUGAUCCUAACCCCAAUAGUGCUAUUCCUAUCCUCACGCAGGAGUUCAAGGUGGAUUGGAGCAAAUCGCCGUCCCUUGGCUAACUGGUUUAACAAGUUCUUGGUUGUGUUAUCGCCGUUGUCGGCAUUGGGUUCAACAUGGAUUUAUGUUAGAAACUAACAUCUCGGGAGACGAUUGAUCAUUGAACAAAGGCGCAAACUGCAAAGACGUUGCUGUUGAUCCCCUUUUAGUCACGCCGUUUCUCUCAUAAUAACGUGUGUUAUAUGAUGCUGCUUUUACCGGUGUGUUAAUCUAUUUCCUUGGUUUCCCUCGAUGCAGAUGGGGAUCGUACUGACAUACGUAGUAUUACAGUAUUCGAUGGUUGAUGCUGUGGCUGUAUUUAGAAGUCAGAAUCACAGUGCCUUAACAGUAGCCCUAUAACUUCAAUUUUAUGUGGAGACUGCAUGGUUUCCUACGUUGUGUGUUAGGUAUACACAGCUGUACCUGUAACAGUGUGUGAAAAUUUCUUCAGCUAUCAACGAUUGAUUCAUCGCAAUUUUAUUUACUGCCGUGU
This is a messenger RNA of Paramacrobiotus metropolitanus, 12210 nucleotides long. RefSeq lists its product as uncharacterized. The transcript has 60 exons. NCBI's taxonomy places the organism in Eukaryota, Metazoa, Tardigrada, Eutardigrada, Parachela, Macrobiotidae. The coding region runs from base 344 to 11740 and encodes 3798 amino acids. The record is from RefSeq and is a predicted model, not a curated record.